Halichondria panicea is the source of this 1045-nucleotide messenger RNA. RefSeq names its product R3H domain-containing protein 4-like. Gene Ontology annotation, molecular function: nucleic acid binding. The coding region runs from base 99 to 899 and encodes 266 amino acids. The record is from RefSeq and is a predicted model, not a curated record. The transcript is spliced from 6 exons. NCBI's taxonomy places the organism in Eukaryota, Metazoa, Porifera, Demospongiae, Suberitida, Halichondriidae.
GGUAAACAAUGUGGCCCUCUUUACCAUAUCUGAUGUUUGUUUUGUUGAUGGUGUGAGCCAGAGUCUGGGUGUGAGCUAGCUAGUAAGCCUGUAAGGAGAUGGUGAAAAGAGGUUCUCGUAUCAGGAACCUCAUCAACAUCAGUGAGGAUGGCGUGAGCCCCAAUCAGAUCCUAUCUUCGGAAGAGUCCUCUGGUACUGAAUAUAUUGAAGAGGAGAAACCAUGGCCGCCAUUGGAUCACCAGCCUCGUUGUAAGACCCUCUGUCGACAGGUGACAAGACGUGACCCCCGGCCACAGUCCCAUCUCUUCAGGAGGGGUCCUGGAGAUGGACACGAGCGGAGGAGUCGUCACUCACGACGAUGGGAGAAUUCUGCUUUUCUGAGUUCUCUGAUGGUGGUGAUGGAGGACGAGAGUGCCACGCCUCUCCCCGAGCACCAUUCCCCCCUCACACAGCUGCACAGCUCAGAGAAGCACAUGCAGGUUUGGACCAGUUUCUCGUCACGAACAGAGGAGGAGCAGCGUCUGAUCUUGGAGGGUGUGAGGGGUGGAGAGUGUGAUCCCGCCUCUCCUCAUGCUGACACAACGACGACCACGGCUCAGGACAGCUUCAGAAAGAUUGAUCGACGUAUUCGCUCAGUGCUGCAACACAACAGACAUCUUCCUAUGGAGCUGUUGUCUUCUUUGGAGGAGGAGCUUCGCUUCUUGUUCACGGUUGACCACGGAUCAGUGGUGUUGUCAACACACUCCCACGCCUACUCACGCCUCCUGCUGCACGGCCUGUGUCAAUACAUGGGGCUCAACUCAACUAGAGACCGGCUGGUGCUCCCAGUCUCAGACCAGUUCCCCCACGACCCCACGUGCCACAGAGGCCCAAGUGCCACAGAGGCCCAAGUGAACUGAUCUAGUGAUUAGCUAAAAUUAGGAUUAGUUGAAGCUGCUAUAUAAGUAUAGAUGUUGUUAUUUAUGUAUAGUUGUUUACAAGCCUCCGUUCCGUUUGUGUGAAACUGUCACUGUAUGUGUUCACUUUUUAUUGUGUUGUUGAUUAU